Molecule: messenger RNA, 1485 nt
Organism: Enterobius vermicularis (human pinworm)
Lineage: Eukaryota; Metazoa; Nematoda; Chromadorea; Rhabditida; Oxyuridae
Source: the annotation of a GenBank genome assembly
AUGUCAACGGCUGCAGUAAUACCAGGGUGUUCAACUUCGUCCUCUGUCGUUAUUGAUGUUGCUAACAGUUGUUCAACACGUAGUACCGGUGAUUUACCACGAAAAAGAACAGUACGUUGCAAUCGUAAAGCAGCACUGUCUAUAAAGCGUAUAGAAUUUGGUGCAAAUGACUUAAGGAUUACUACUACGUUAGCUCGUGGUUAUCGUGGGCAAGGGAGGGAUGGAAGAAGGUUAGACGAAAGUGAUGAUGAGAGAACUGAUGAUGUUAAGAAAAGAUUUUGUUCGUCUGAUCAUCUUGAACCAUUGAAUGAAUUGGCUGAUGGUGCCAGAUAUCCUGGGUCAACUUCAGAUCGUGAGUGGAGUCCGCAGGCAGAUCGCUAUUCACCAGAAUUAAAUGGGAAAGUCCGCUUCGGCUACAGCUUUAUUGGCCCUGGUAAAGAUCUUUAUGCCACUCAUUUGGAGACUGGUGUGCAGAAACAGUGUCAGAUAAUUGAUAAAGUGCAGUACCAGCAGAUCCUCAAAGUAAGACAUCGUUUAAAUGAAGCCGAAAAAUAUUGGAAGUAUGAAGACGUCUUGCAGAUGAGUUCACUGCCAUUGUCGAAUUAUUCGACUUACAACUUCGAACUUUCCAGCGACUUUGUGCUGCCUUCGGAGACGGAGAUUUAUGAAUGGGGUCAGGGGCGAUAUUUGUGCUUGUCACCGUGGCAGUACGGGAACUUGGACAUUAGUAUUGUGACUUCAGAAGGAGAAGAUAACGUUGAAGAGACAGUGAAACACUUGUUUAAGCAAAUAAUCAGGGGUGUGGCAUUUUGUCAUGCGCUUGGCAUUAUAGUACGCGAUUUGAAGCCACGGAAAUUCGCUUUUGUGGACCAGAAAAAGAGGACUUUGAGAUUUCAUGACGUGCUAGGGCUCUACGUUUGUGAAGAUGUUAAUAAUGAUGUAAUGGUGGACCAUCACGGUGUUCCUGCAUACGUUGCGCCAGAAGUAGAGUGUUUACUUUUCGCAUUUCAUUUUUUAAAUCCAUUUUACAUUAAACAUAUCCUGAUUUUUAUUUGCGGUUUUAUUUUUAGGCAUCCUUUUCACGAUUUAACACUGUCUGGGGUUUUUAUGCGCAUUUGCAGAGUGAGCUUUUGUAUACCUGCAGAAAUCUAUAUUUCGCAAGCAGGAUUAUUAAGUAGCAAGUUUUCAGUGCGAAUUUUAAUCCAUGGCAUUUUCAAAAAGGAACCGUCCGAAAGACCUACUGCAGGGCAAUUGCUGCGCUUACGGUGGUUUUCUGGUGGUUUAGGUCAGUCCCCCAACUGUUGCACUGCCUGGCGUCCUUGUGUAAAUUUUUUUACGGGUAAGAUCUUCCUUUUUUCUGAUUUUCUAGGAUUUUCGCAGUUUUCCGUUUUGGGGUCGUUACAUAAGUAUAUUGAUGAGCGUGAGUCCAGCUUCGAUCGUAUAGUACACCAUGUCGUGCGAAGGCCUGCGGUUUUGGAGCUUUAA